Messenger RNA from Juglans microcarpa x Juglans regia, 1499 nucleotides. Its product is annotated as thiamine thiazole synthase, chloroplastic. The transcript is spliced from 3 exons. The record is from RefSeq and is a predicted model, not a curated record. Lineage: Eukaryota; Viridiplantae; Streptophyta; Magnoliopsida; Fagales; Juglandaceae. Bases 264 to 1340 code for a protein of 358 amino acids. Gene Ontology annotation, biological process: thiamine biosynthetic process.
CUCUCUCUCUCAGUCAGCCAUCAUGGCUGCCACUUGUCUUGCUAAGCUAAACCAUUCUAGACCGUUCAUAUCAUAUCUCCUUUUCACGUGUCACCUCCUUCACUUUUCUGAUAUUUGUCUAACUAAUCAGUCCUAUUCCUCCGCCACCAUAAAUACUCUCCUACCCAAAUCCAUUCCUCCUCAUCGCUUUGUACGUCUUCUUUUCUAUACCUAGUCCAAGACUCCCAACAAAGCUAAACGCCUUGUCUCUGAGGGCUGAUCAAAUGGCAACCAUGGCCUCCACCCUCACCUCCAAACCCCAGAGACUCCCUCUCUUUGAAAGCUACUCCUCCUCCUCGUUCUAUGGUACCCCUCUUGCCCCACCUUCCAGCUUCCGCGUCCAGCCCGUCAAGUCCGGCACUCACCCCCCCAUUUCCAUGUCUGCCUCUGCGUCGCCGCCUUACGAUCUGAAGGCUUUCAAGUUCGACCCCAUUAGGGAGUCAAUCGUCUCACGUGAGAUGACCCGGCGGUACAUGAUGGACAUGAUCACCUACGCCGACACUGAUGUGGUCGUAGUGGGUGCGGGCUCGGCUGGGCUGUCGUGUGCCUACGAGCUCAGCAAGAACCCGUCCGUACAGGUCGCCAUCAUCGAGCAGUCCGUUAGCCCCGGCGGCGGUGCGUGGCUGGGGGGCCAGCUCUUCUCGGCCAUGGUCGUGCGCAAACCAGCGCAUCUCUUCCUAGACGAGCUCGGCAUCGAAUACGACGAGCAAGACAACUACGUGGUGAUCAAACACGCAGCUCUCUUCACCUCCACCAUCAUGAGCAAGCUCUUGGCCCGCCCCAACGUGAAGCUCUUCAACGCGGUGGCGGCCGAGGACUUGAUCGUGAAGGGAGGGAGAGUUGGUGGAGUGGUGACCAACUGGGCCCUGGUGUCGAUGAACCAUGACACCCAAUCGUGCAUGGAUCCCAACGUCAUGGAGUCCAAGGUGGUGGUGAGCUCCUGCGGCCACGACGGGCCGUUCGGGGCCACCGGGGUCAAAAGGCUCAGGAGUAUUGGAAUGAUCGAUAGUGUGCCCGGGAUGAAGGCGCUUGACAUGAAUACCGCAGAGGAUGCUAUUGUGAGGCUCACUAGGGAGAUUGUGCCUGGAAUGAUUGUUACUGGGAUGGAAGUUGCUGAGAUCGAUGGAUCCCCAAGAAUGGGGCCCACCUUUGGAGCCAUGAUGAUAUCGGGGCAGAAGGCAGCACAUCUGGCCUUGAAGUCGCUGGGACUUCCCAAUGCUCUUGAUGGGUCAUACGUUGGAAGCAUCCACCCGGAGCUGAUUCUGGCUGCUGCAGAAUCUGCAGAAAUUGCCGACGCUUAGAUCGAGUUCAGCUUUGUCAAUGGAAAGGAAGGAUUGCCGGAAAUAAUAUGUAGUUGAUAGGAAUGAGUGGUGGUACUUUGUGGUUGAUGGUUGGUUGUAUGUGAUUAUGCGUUGAGUUUCGUUAAUAAUGAAAUGAAGAAACGAGGUGUGUUUGUCUGA